GGCCUGGAGCCGUGUGUAGCGGACCUGGGGAGGGAGCGGCGGGCGAUCGGGAGAGGACCGCAGAGAAAGAGAUUGCGGGGCCCGCGAGGGAGCCGCCCCGGGGUCCCUAAGAUCAUCCCCUCCCCUCCAGGACUUCUCAGGCCAUAAUGCAGCAGGGAAAUACCUCUAUCAAACCUGUCCUCCAAGUCAUUAACAUCCGUCCCAUUACUACAGGGAACAGUCCACCCCGUUAUCGACUGCUUAUGAGUGAUGGCUUGAACACACUGUCCUCUUUCAUGUUGGCAACACAGUUGAACCGGCUUGUCGAGGAAGAGCUAUUGGCCAGCAACUGCAUUUGCCAGAUUAACCGAUUUAUUGUGAAUACGCUGAAAGAUGGAAGGAGAGUAGUUAUUUUGAUGGACUUGGAAGUUUUGAAAUCAGCUGAAUCGGUUGGAGUAAAGAUUGGCAAUCCAGUGCCCUAUAACGAAGGUCAUGGGCAGCAGCAAGUAGUUCCUUCCCCGGCCUUAACAGCCCCUCCAGCAGCCACCAAGCCACAGCAACAGAAUGGGAACACAGGAAUGGGUUCCACUGUUGCCAAGGCUUAUGGUCCCUCAAAAACAUUUGGAAAAGCUGCUGGAACUGGCCUGUUGCAGCCUUCUGGGGGAUCACAGUCCAAAGUUGUACCCAUCGCCAGCCUCACCCCUUACCAAUCCAAGUGGACUGUUUGUGCUCGUGUCACCAACAAAAGUCAGAUCCGGACGUGGAGCAAUUCCCGCGGCGAAGGGAAGCUUUUCUCUAUAGAACUUGUGGAUGAAAGUGGUGAAAUCAGAGCUACUGCCUUCAAUGAGCAAGUGGACAAAUUCUUUCCCCUUCUUGAAGUGAACAAGGUGUAUUAUUUCUCAAAAGGCACCCUGAAGAUUGCUAACAAACAGUUCUCAGCUGUUAAAAAUGAUUACGAGAUGACCUUCAAUAAUGAGACUUCUGUCCUUCUCUGUGAAGAUGGCCAUCACUUACCUACAGUUCAGUUUGAUUUCACAGGGAUUGGUAACCUAGAGAGCAAGUCUAAAGACUCACUCGUAGACAUAAUUGGGAUCUGCAAGAGCUAUGAAGAUGCAACUAAAAUCACAGUGAAGUCUAACAACAGAGAAGUUGCUAAGAGAAAUAUCUAUUUGAUGGAUAUGUCAGGGAAAGUGGUGACGGCAACUCUCUGGGGAGAAGAUGCUGACAAGUUUGAUGGUUCUAGACAGCCGGUGAUGGCUAUCAAAGGAGCCCGAGUUUCUGAUUUUGGUGGGCGGAGCCUCUCUGUCCUAUCAUCUAGCACUAUCCUUGUGAAUCCUGACAUCCCAGAGGCCUAUAAGCUUCGUGGAUGGUUCGACUCAGAAGGACAAGGCUUAGAUGGUGUUUCCAUCUCUGACCUCAGAAGCGGAGGAACAGGAGGGAACAACACCAACUGGAAAACUUUGUAUGAGGUUAAAUCAGAGAACCUGGGCCAGGGUGACAAGGCUGACUAUUUCAGCACCGUGGCAACAGUGGUGUUUCUUCGCAAAGAGAACUGUAUGUACCAGGCCUGCCCAACUCAAGACUGCAAUAAGAAAGUGAUUGACCAGCAGAAUGGGUUAUACCGUUGUGAGAAGUGUGACCGGGAAUUUCCCAAUUUCAAAUACCGCAUGAUCUUGUCAGUAAAUAUAGCAGAUUUUCAAGAGAAUCAGUGGGUGACUUGUUUCCAGGAGUCUGCAGAAGCUAUCCUUGGACAGAACGCUGCUUACCUUGGGGAACUGAAAGAGAAGAAUGAGCAGGCGUUUGAAGAAGUUUUCCAGAAUGCCAACUUUAGAUCUUUUGUGUUCAGAAUCAGGGUCAAACUGGAGACCUACAAUGAUGAAUCUCGAAUUAAAGCCACUGUGGUGGACGUGAAGAAGGUGGACUACAGAGACUACAGCAGGAGGCUGAUCAUGAACAUCAAGAGGAAUGCCAUGAUGUGAGCCAGCAGCACCGAUGGCUCAAGUUUGAAAGUGAAGAGCAGAAGUGGAAUAGCUUUCUUCCCACCCCAUGUGACAGCCCCCUGGCAGUCUUUCUGGGCGCCUCUUAGGACCCGUUGGUAGGCAAAGGAUGAUGUGUUCAGAGGAUUGUAUAUAAACCGUCAGAACCAGGGGCAGCUCUCAGGUAGCAUAGCCCAAGUCCUUCCCUCCAACUUCAAGUUGUUGUCAGAUUUACUAAGAUUCUGUUAUCUUCAAGUAGGAAUUAUGUCACAAGUAAUUGACCCUAACUCUGGAAAAUGAGGUGCAUUAUGUAACUUGGACUUUGCUUUUCCAGUGCUAAUACUUUUAUAUCUCGAGUUCCUCCUGGGGAGUGGAGGAGAGCCUCGGUGUUUCAGAGGUCCGUCUUCCUUGAAUCAAAGACUUGCUCUUUCCAGAGGUGCCACCUGGUUGUUAAUGCUUGGAAUGGCAAAAGGGUAGAAUUGUUAAUCAAAGGCCUAUCUUUAAUAUCUGAAGACUAUCCUUCCUUCAGGGUCUAAUAGAUUUAAUAGAGUGAAUCAGAUGGAUCUGAUAUUAAUCAAAAUUGUCUCUUCUGAGGACCGCUGAUAAGCAUUGACUUGCUGUCCCCUAGGGACACCCAGGCAACUACAAAGCACUGCUUAAGUUUUCACUCCACUUCAUGCUGCACUCUGGUUGGCAAAUGAACGCUUCUUUAUCUGUACAUGUUUUUUGCAUUAAUAUGUUUCAUUUCUUGAUUAAAACUAUGUUCAAUAGGAAGAAGUUUGAAGGGAGAAGCUCUUUGUUUUCCUUGCUUUGUUUCAAUAAACAGUAUAUUCUUUGUUUA
Molecule: messenger RNA, 2796 nt
Organism: Nannospalax galili (Upper Galilee mountains blind mole rat)
Lineage: Eukaryota; Metazoa; Chordata; Mammalia; Rodentia; Spalacidae
Gene: Rpa1
Product: replication protein A1
Exons: 17
Coding region: 147-1958 (603 amino acids)
Biological process (GO): nucleotide-excision repair; telomere maintenance via telomerase; DNA replication
Cellular component (GO): DNA replication factor A complex; nucleus
Molecular function (GO): single-stranded telomeric DNA binding; damaged DNA binding
Source: RefSeq, a predicted model, not a curated record